This is a messenger RNA of Myripristis murdjan (pinecone soldierfish), 2898 nucleotides long. It is a transcript of the gene cdc27, whose product is annotated as cell division cycle 27. Gene Ontology annotation, cellular component: anaphase-promoting complex; cytoplasm. The record is from RefSeq and is a predicted model, not a curated record. Gene Ontology annotation, molecular function: protein binding. Gene Ontology annotation, biological process: metaphase/anaphase transition of mitotic cell cycle; protein ubiquitination; cell division. Lineage: Eukaryota; Metazoa; Chordata; Actinopteri; Holocentriformes; Holocentridae. The transcript is spliced from 20 exons. Bases 130 to 2541 code for a protein of 803 amino acids.
CAGGGAUGUUCGGCUUCGCUCGGCUCCUAACGGUCGGCGAGUUCAAAUCUUCGUGCGUCCGGCUGCCGAGGCCGAGGUGAAGAAAGACCCGAGAAAUCCAGAGGAAAGCGGACGGACGGUCGCGGCGGGAUGACGGUGCUGCAGGAACCUGUCCAGGCUGCAGUGUGGCAGGCUCUGAACCACUACGCCUACCUGGAUGCUGUCUUCCUCGCUGAGAGGCUCUACGCAGAGGUGCACUCGGAGGAGGCCCUCUACCUGCUGGCUACAUGUUAUUACCGGUCAGGGAAGCCCUACAAGGCGUAUCGGCUGCUGAAGGCUCACAGCUGCUCCACGCCGCACAUUCGAUUCCUGCUCGCCAAGUGCUGUGUCGAGCUCAGCAAGCUUGCAGAGGGAGAGCAGGUUCUGAUUGGAGGAGUGCUAAAUAAGCAGAAGAGUCAAGAUGACAUCAUCACUGAGUUUGGAGACUCCGCCUCCUUCACCCUGUCACUGCUGGGACACAUUUACUGUAAGACAGAUCGUGUUGCUAAAGGUGCCGAGUGUUUCCAGAGGAGUUUAUCUCUGAACCCAUUCCUCUGGUCACCUUUCCAGAACCUCUGUCACCUAGGAGAGAAACCAGACCCAGAUCAGGUCUUCAGGUUGUCUUCUCUUCAGAACUUCUCUGUAGCCCCGCCCCCUCCUCCUGUUAGCCCCGCCCAAAACUCCUCCCACCGCCUGGACACUGCACUGAUGGAGACUCCACAGGACACACUGGAGCUGAAUCGUCUGAAUCUAGAAUCAUCCAACGGAAAGCUGACGUCUGAUUCGUCCGUUUCCUACAUUGACUCCUCCCUCAUCUCCCCGGAUACCGGCUCCCUGCUGUCCAACACCGUCUCCAUUGGAUCAGCUGGCUCCCUGCUGGCCAAACAGAACAAACCUAAGAGUGGGCGGAGCUUACUGGGGGGUCCAGCUGCACUCAGCCCGCUAACACCCAGUUUUGGUAUCCUGCCCCUGGAGCCCAGCCCUGGAGACCCCUCAUAUCUACAGAACUACUCUGCUACCAUGGAAACACAGCCGACUGCACCCAGCAAGAAGACUGUCUCCAGGAUCAGUCAGUCGAAGUCUGUCUUCAGUCAGAGUGGAAACAGCAGAGAGGUUCUACCAAUCCCUUUCAACCAAUCACAGAGCUCUGCCCCUCACACCAGUGGCUCCCCUCAGGUCCUCAGUCCCAGUCUGUCUGCACCUCCCAAUGUUCAGCCCAGAAGAAGUUCCAGACUGUUCACUAGUGCCAGCUCUACUGCAAAGGAGAACAGUAAGAAGUUGAAGAUGAAGUUUCCUACGAAGAUUCCCAACAGGAAAACUAAAUGUAAAUCUGCCAAGACGUCCAACAGCAGCAACCUGAACGAGAGCCUGGACAUCCUGCGCCUGGAUCCCAGCAUCCCCAGCAUCCCGGACGCCAAGCUGCCCCAGUACCAGAGGGCGGCCGCAGACAGUGUGAUGGCGUUGCUACGGGAACUGGGCCGUGGUUACCAGGCGCUGUGCUCCUAUAACUGCAGAGAAGCCGUCAGCAUACUGAGCUCUCUGCCGCCCCAACACUACAACACAGGCUGGGUGCUCACACACAUCGGCAGGGCUUACUUCGAGCUGGCAGAGUACACACAGGCAGAGCGAAUGUUCAGUGAAGUUCGUCGUAUCGAGUCCUACAGAGUUGAAGGGAUGGAGAUUUACUCCACCACGCUGUGGCACCUGCAGAAAGACGUGGCGCUGUCUGCUCUGGCCAAAGACCUGACCGACAUGGACAAGAACUGUCCUGAGGCCUGGUGUGUAGCAGGAAACUGUUUCAGCCUGCAGAGGGAGCACGACAUCGCCAUCAAGUUCUUCCAAAGAGCCAUCCAGGUGGAUCCAGGUUUUGCCUACGCCUACACUCUGUUGGGUCACGAGUUUGUUCUGACAGAGGAACUGGACCGAGCGCUCGCCUGCUUCCGCAACGCCAUCCGAGUGAACACCAGACACUACAACGCAUGGUAUGGUCUGGGGAUGAUCUACUACAAGCAGGAGAAGUUCAACCUGGCAGAAAUCCACUUCAAGAAAGCCCUGAGCAUCAACCCUCAGAGCUCCGUCCUGCUGUGCCACAUCGGAGUGGUGCAGCAUGCGCUGAAGAAGUCUGAUGCGGCUCUGGAGACUUUGAACAGGGCGAUUGGGAUCGACCCAAAAAACCCACUUUGCAAGUUCCAUCGCGCCUCCAUCCUGUUUGCUAACGACAAGUACAAGGCUGCUCUGCAGGAGCUGGAGGAGUUGAAGCAGAUCGUCCCCAAAGAGUCUCUGGUUUACUUCCUGAUAGGAAAGGUCUAUAAGAAGCUGGGUCAGACUCACCUGGCGCUGAUGAACUUCAGCUGGGCGAUGGACCUCGACCCCAAAGGAGCCAACAACCAGAUCAAAGAAGCCAUAGACAAGAGAUACCUGCCGGAGGAUGAAGCAGCAGAGGUGGAGGACAGUCAGGAGAGCAGUAUGACAGACGCAGAUGACACCCAAUUACAGACGGCCGAGAGUGACGACGUCCUCUAGCCCCGCCCCCCCCCCCAGCCCCGCCCCAGACUCCUCUAAUCCUCCCACCCCCAGCGCUAACCAACCACAGCCUUCUCUCUAAGCCCCUCCCCCUGGUAUGACUUCCUGUCGCCGGGCGACGUUCUGACAGGAAGUAGCUGAGGUGUGACGUCUUCUUCAGUUUAGCUCCGCCCCCGGCCUCCCACCCUGUUCCAUGAUUGGCUGACAAAGAAGAGAAAUGACAGACUGCUGCUCGCCCCGUAGCCCCGCCCCUCCUCCUUCCUGUUCCUGUGUCAUCGAGUUCUGACAGCAAUGUUUUUUAUGUUCUUUUUAUCAUCGGUAUGGUAAUGAAUCAAUAAAACAUUUAAACCCCGCCCA